GCAUUUAAUUAUUUAUGGUCUUCAGCUUGCUACUUUCCUACUAGUACAAAACAUUUGCAAUUAUGCAUCUUUGUUAGUUGUUAUAUGAAACAUGGAUUCCUCUAUCCAUAAACCCAAGUCUCUGUUUUUCAUUUUCCUGCUCCUAAUCUCAACAAAUUUACUCACUUUCUUCUUCUCCUCCACAUCAUGCUCUCCUUCUUGCUCUCCUCUCCUUCUCACUACAACAACGUCUACUCCUUCCAUCGACGUCGACCUCCCGUCCGAGUUCCUUUCCUUCACUUCCGGCCAACUCCUCCCCUUCGGACACAACCCCAACUUCGACUCUGACACCAUAUACCCGCCUGUAGGCCGCGCCUGCACUCUCUUUCCUGAUGACCUCCGCCGCUACAUGUCUUACCAAGUCAAUGGGUUAUGUCCUGACGAUGAACUCCUCGCUCAAAAGCUUCUUCUCAGGGGCUGCGAGCCACUCCCUCGUCGCCGCUGUCGUCCUGCCGCUCCACCCCAUUACGCCCAACCCCAUCCAUUACCCACCAGCCUCUGGUCCACCCCUUCCGAUUCCUCCGUCGUGUGGACCGCUUACACGUGCAAGAACUACACUUGUCUCAUCGAUCGGAAGAAAACCCAAAAGGGAUUUGACGAUUGCAAGGAUUGCUUCGAUUUAGACGGCCGCGAGAGAAGUCGGUGGACGGCGACGGGAACAACAAGGGGCAGUCUCGAUUUCACAAUUGACGAAGUGCUAACCACUAGAGAACCGGGUACGAUCCGGAUUGGGCUGGACAUCGGCGGUGGCGUUGCCACAUUUGCCGUGAGAAUGAUGGAGAGGAACAUCACAAUCGUGACGACAUCGAUAAAUUUGAACGGUCCAUUCAACAAUUUCAUCGCGGCGAGAGGGGUGGUGCCGCUGUACAUAAGCAUUUCGCAGCGGCUGCCGUUCUUCGACAACACGCUGGACAUAGUGCACUCGAUGCACGUGCUUAGCAACUGGAUUCCGACGACUCUGAUGCACUUCUUGGUAUUCGACGUGUACAGGGUGCUGAGGCCGGGAGGGUUGUUCUGGGUGGACCACUUUUUCUGUGUGGAGGAGCAGCUGGAGAAUGUGUACGCGCCGCUGAUUCGAAGCGUGGGGUUUAAUGAGUUGAAGUGGGUGGUGGGAAAGAAGCUCGAUCGUGGGGCGGAGCUCCGGGAGGUGUACCUGUCGGCGUUGUUGGAGAAACCAUUAAACAAUUCUUAGUGUUUUUUUUUUUUUCUUGAAAAAAAAAAAAAAGAAGUUAUGGUCAACUCUUGGUUAUUAAAAAAUGGAUAAUAAAUUGAAGUUUGAUAU
Molecule: messenger RNA, 1321 nt
Organism: Rubroshorea leprosula
Lineage: Eukaryota; Viridiplantae; Streptophyta; Magnoliopsida; Malvales; Dipterocarpaceae
Source: the annotation of a GenBank genome assembly